CAUCCAACUCUCCUCUCCAUUGCACUCGGCAGUCACCAUGGCCGACAAAUCCAAUCUCCUCAUAUUCGGUGCCACCGGCAGCAUUGGCAAAUACAUCAUAGAUGCCAUCGUCAACGCCCGCGACUCCUUUGGUCGCAUCGCCAUCUUCACCAGCCCCAACACCCUCACCAGCAAGCCCGACGAGAUCAACGCGCUCCGCCACAAGGGGGUCGACAUUUUGGUCGGCAACAUUGCCAAUCGCGACGAGGUGCUGAAAGCCUACGACGGCGUCGACACCAUCAUCUCCGCGCUCGGUCGCGGCGCCAUUGCGGCCCAGAUUCCCCUCAUCCAGCUGGCCAACGAAACCCCCAAUAUCAAGCGCUUCCUCCCCUCCGAGUAUGGCACCGACAUCGAAUACAGUCCCGCCUCGCAGCACGAGAAGCCCCACCAACAGAAGCUGAAGGUCCGCGCUGCCCUCAAGGAGGUGCGCAGUGACCUCGAGUAUGCCUACGUCGUGACCGGACCCUAUGCGGACUUUCCCUUCUACCUGGGUCGCUCGCGGUCCCCUAGGGGUGGUACAUUCGAUGUGGUCGCCAAGAAGGCUGUGCUGUUGGGUGAUGGACAGGGUCGGAUUAGUUUGACCGCCUGUGCGGAUGUCGGGAAAUUCGUUGCGCACACCCUCACCCACUGGGAUGCGGCCCGCAACCGCGCCCUCAAAGUCAACUCGUUUACCACCACCCCGGCUGAGAUAUUAGCUGUGUUUGAGACACACACGAAAAGUACAUGGUCUGUCGAAUACACCCCGCUGGACGAGUUGCGGGCGCUUGAGAAGGAAGCCUGGGACAAUGGUGCUCCCGAGGCGACAGUCUACACAUUGCGGCGGAUCUGGACCGAGGGAGGCACCCUGUACGAUCGUCGGGACAACGAGGAUAUCGGCGUGACGCAGACGACGACGCUGUCCGAGCUCGUGGAGGACUCGAUCCGCAAGCAGGUCGAGGAACUUGCGCCCAAGCAUUGAGAUAUGACAUAGGCAUGUAACGAAUAGGGUAUAAUCUUGAUUACGUCUGUAGCAGUGCCUGUCUAAUUCAU
Aspergillus ibericus CBS 121593 is the source of this 1068-nucleotide messenger RNA. Its product is annotated as NAD(P)-binding protein. Bases 38 to 997 code for a protein of 319 amino acids. The transcript has 3 exons. NCBI's taxonomy places the organism in Eukaryota, Fungi, Ascomycota, Eurotiomycetes, Eurotiales, Aspergillaceae. The record is from RefSeq and is a predicted model, not a curated record.